Molecule: messenger RNA, 714 nt
Organism: Drosophila arizonae
Lineage: Eukaryota; Metazoa; Arthropoda; Insecta; Diptera; Drosophilidae
Gene: Obp47b
Product: Odorant-binding protein 47b
Source: RefSeq, a predicted model, not a curated record
UUGAAGGCACGCCGUUUUUUAAUAUUUUAACCAGUGCCUUGCGACUUACAAUUAAUUAGAACACUACAACUAAUAUCAUUAGUUCAACUACUCUUCUGUUUAAUUUGAAGCAUCAUUCAAAACAGAUAUAGCUGCAGCUAUGUGGAGUUCUAAAAAUAUUGUGGUUUUCGUUUUGCUGGGAUAUGGAUCGAUUGCAUAUGGCCAAACAAUUGACUGUCAAAAACCGCCGCCAUUAUUGGAUCCUGCUCUUUGCUGCCGGGAUGGAGGACGCGAUCAAAUUGCUGAAAAAUGUACAGAGAAAGUUGUAGGUACAGCAAAUGGUCAACAAAAUAAUGGACCGCCUACCUUGGAUACGGCAACGUGCCUGGCUGAUUGCAUUCUCACAACAUCCCAAUACAAACGAGAGCCGAAAUCUCUCAACUUGGAGCACAUACGCAACGAUCUAACUGCCAAAUUCCCAAAUGAUACGCUUUAUGUGGAGGCUAUGACUGCUGCGUUUACCAAAUGUGAGCCAGAAGCUCAGCGUAGAUUGGCAGCCAUUCAACAAUUUAAUCCAAAGCAACCAAAAUGCAGUCCAUUUUCAGCCAUUGUGCUUGGCUGCACCUAUAUGGAAUAUUUUAAAAAUUGUCCCUCGCAUCGCUGGACACAAAGCCCACAGUGUGUAAUGGCCAAGACAUUUGUCACUCAAUGCAUAAUUCAAAAUAAUUAAUAAUA